Molecule: messenger RNA, 1088 nt
Organism: Aethina tumida (small hive beetle)
Lineage: Eukaryota; Metazoa; Arthropoda; Insecta; Coleoptera; Nitidulidae
Exons: 5
Coding region: 190-1032 (280 amino acids)
Source: RefSeq, a predicted model, not a curated record
UACAUCUGUUUGUUGUUUCAAUAUCGAUUGUAUUACUGCACGUUCAAUGUGAAUUUAUUCGGUGAAAUAUUGUGCGUUCAAGUUGUGAAGAAACUGAACAGACAUCUUAUUCAUGUGUUUUUGAUUGAUUGUUAAGUGACUGAUUUGAGGUUGUUUAUUUUUUCGUACGUUGGAGCAGGAAGGGUUGCAAUGUUACCUCCUAACAGAAGAAAAUUAGAGUUAAUCUGUUUUCUAUUCAUAUCAAUAAUGGUGGCUAAAGCCUACAGCAAAGAAGAAGUAAAAUCCAGACAGAAGAGAAUUUUGUGGGUUACAGCAGAUGGGAGGUUGGCACUUCCACCCGGAACGACAUUGGUCAUAUCACCUUCGUUAUCGUUACCCUUUGUUAGAUACCCACCAGAUGGCUUUUUUUCCAAUCUUACAAUAAGUUUACCAUUCACAAUUGAUUUCAAUAAGCUCGGAUUGACGGACAAUGAAAACCCGUAUGGAGUUCUACCACCACUUCUGGCAAGAUCCAUGGGCAGAGCCGCAGGAGGAUUUCUCGCCGACUACAUCGGCAAUCUUCUGGAACACAAAAGAAGCAAACGAUCCAAACCGUUGGUGAAAGACCCCGUGACGGAGGAUGCCUUUCACGGAGGCGAAAGAGCUUUGCUCUACAUUGCCGUGGAGGAAAUGCUGGACAAUUUCGGAAUGGAUGGGAAGGCAUGUUUAUUAAGGGCCAUUUGUGAGGUACAUGCGCAUCCAUUAAAAAAUUUUGGACUCGUCGGAGAAGUUCUUAAAUUAUUCUUUACUGCGAGCAAAUCUACAUAUGCACAUAUGCUCAAAGAAUAUGUAGAAGCAGAAAAUGCAGGAAGUGGGAAGUUUGGUGGUCCAUCGGAAUGCUGGCCUUACAUGAAAGAUUGUCCAAAAUCCCUCUUUUUACAAAAGCAUAAUAAAUACAGUGAGGAUGCUUUAAAUAAUGAAAUUAGCCAAAGUGAGAACGGCUAUGAACAUGCCUCAGAAGUUACCUACGACCCAACCGUAAGAAACAUGUAGUGACUGGACAAUUACGAAUAAAAUAAAGUGAUAAAAAAACGGGUGUGAUUUGAACU